This is a messenger RNA of Halichondria panicea, 2016 nucleotides long. RefSeq lists its product as uncharacterized. Bases 49 to 1308 code for a protein of 419 amino acids. Lineage: Eukaryota; Metazoa; Porifera; Demospongiae; Suberitida; Halichondriidae. The record is from RefSeq and is a predicted model, not a curated record. The transcript has a single exon.
UAACAGCCUCUCUAUUUCAAGUCAGUGGUAGAGUUUCAACUGUGAAUUAUGGAGCUAAACACUGCCUACAAAGUUGCGCACGCCAACAAGAGAAGAGAAACACAAGCCAUUGCAUUGCAAGGAAACACUGCCUACAAUAACUAUUCUACCCAAGAUAAUGGCUACACUAUGGUUGAGAACAAUGGGAGAGAAACAUUUGCAUCAACAAAUAACACAGCCUAUGCAAUAAACAGAGAAGUGUUUACAACAGAAACUAAUUCCACCUCCAACGUUCUGAACAAUACAAAGAAAAAAAGGCAAGGAUGUGCUAAAAAUGAAUGUGAUAAGAAGUGGUUUGCAAUCCUUUCCGUUCUAGCUAUUGCUUUUUUAUCUCUGUUGCUAGCUGUGGCAGCACUGGUAUACACCAACAUAGCGUUGAAGAACAAAGAAGAUCAGUCAACGACGGAACAACUAAAUAACCAAUCCAGCACAAUUGAGCCUUUUAAUCUUGGAACAAUCAACAACCCGGCAAACUCUUGCAGUGACAUUCCUCAAGACCGACCAUCUGGAGAAUACUGGAUUACCACUGACAGUACUAGCUCUCCUGUUCAGGUCUACUGUGACAUGAAUCGAACAAGCUGUAGCUGCAACACUGCAGGAAGAUGGAUGAGGGUAGCCAACCUUGACAUGACCAAUCCCAACCAAAAUUGCCCCGAAGAAUUGAUGCUGGUAACCAGGGAAGAACCACCAUUGCGUACUUGUGGCCGAAUGGAACGAAGAUGUACUUCUACUACCUAUUCAACUUAUGGGGUGGAGUACUCGAACGUUUGUGGUCGAAUCAUUGCAUAUCAAGAUAGUACUCCGGAUGCUUUCGAUCCAUAUUUCGAUAACAGAGCUUUAUCUAUUGAUGAUGGUUACGUUGAUGGUGUGAGCCUAACCCAUGGUCACUCGCCUCGUCAGCACAUCUGGACAUUUGCUAACGCACUUCAUGAAGAUAGCUCUAUGAGAACAGUGGUAUGUCCCUGCACAAGACCUGACCGUCCCCGUCCCUACACUGGAGUUGUACCUCCAUUCAUCGGUCAAGAUUACUUCUGUGAAACUGGAAGCCGACAGCUCUUUAAUAAUGGUAUCUUCUAUGCUGAUGAUUUGCUCUGGGACGGUCAGGGAUGCGGGGGUACCAGUACUUGCUGUGAGUUCAACAAUCCACCAUGGUUCUGCAAGCAACUCCCUCAACCAACUACAGACGAUAUCGAGUUGAGGAUUUGUGCUGAUCAACCUUUACGUGAUGAAGACACACCAAUUGAGAUUACCGAAAUAUACAUUCGCUGAACACAUUUUCGUUUUUACACACUGUAGCUAUAGCUCUAGAACCAAGAGUAGAAACUGAAUAAUAUAGCAGCUAUAAUAAUUGCUAUGAACGUCGUGAUAGCUGUAGCAAUUCCCUACGAAGUAAUAACACUAAUCGUAACCUGUACACGAACGUUUUAUACAUUCAUUGAAGUAUUCAAUCAAGAUGUGCAAUUUUCAUACAAGAUUUUUAUGCAUUCGAAUUCAUGCAAAAUGUGCAAAAGCUGCUUCCUGAAUGAGAACUUUAAUUGAAUUCCAUUCAGGACAUCUAUUCUUUUUUUAGUAUCUCCGGACUCCGGAGAGCUAGCUGAGUGGGAUUUAAUCCUCCAGAAGCAGCAGCUUCAUACUUUUAACCGUGACAAUCCUCCUCUGCUCUCUCUCUAUCGCUCUGCCUCCCUUUCGUUUAUCUAUGACCAUGCACACCUUAGAAGAAUAUGCACACAUAUAUCUAUGCAUAUACAUGUAUCCUCCGCUACCCCAAAGGAGGUUCAAGAGGGUCAAAAAGUCGAGGAAAGUAAAUUAAAAAAAUUCGGAAAAAACUUUAAAAAUAUUUUGAAAACUGUAUAAUUUAAUAUGUACAUCAUGCAGCUGUUAUCAAUUAGUGGUAACGUAAGUGUGGUACGUACGAAAAUCAAAUUAUUCAAGGUAAUUGUACGAAAAUGUUUAUUUGGGCAGUUCAACGAAAAUUUA